Messenger RNA from Phoenix dactylifera (date palm), 880 nucleotides. Its product is annotated as FAM50A-like protein. The record is from RefSeq and is a predicted model, not a curated record. Lineage: Eukaryota; Viridiplantae; Streptophyta; Magnoliopsida; Arecales; Arecaceae.
CUCAUCAGAGACGGCAUUUCCGCUUCCUUCUCUCUUUCCCCCUUCUUCUUCUGCUCGCGACCCUCUCCCUCCCUACCCCUUCUCUCUCCCCGUGUUUCCAAACGGAGCCAGCUCCAUCCCUCUCCCAAGACCCAGCCACCCUCGCAAGCGUCCAACCCUUCCACCCUCAACAAAAUAAUCCAUUCCAGUUUUAUAUUGUGCGGUUUAAAGCAACUUAUUUGACCAAAAUCAAGACAUCAAACUUCCAGCAGCAGGACCACAGAAUGAUUGCAGGGGAUGGAGAAAGUGAGCCUGGUGAUAGUCAACUAGAGAUGGUCCAGCCAUCACUGGUUGUCACUGAUGACAUAAUGACCCGGCGCCUGAAGAACAGGGAGCGGCAGCGAAGGUACAGAGCAAGGAAGCGCCUCGAAGCAGAUAUGAAGAAAUCAUGUUUGCAUGCAUUGCUGCCGAGUGAAACACAAUCAAAUGGAAUUUUUAUUAAUGUUAAUCCCUACCAAUUUGUAUUGCCCCUUGAGGCACACUCAAAUGGAGACACUUUCACAUAUGAAGCCCGUGUAUACUCUGGUAGAAAAUGGAAACAGGAUGCAAGGAGAGCACAUUUACUCCAAGAGCUAAUGGACCCAUCAAAUGUGCCUAGCGUGCCUCCUCCUCACUUGAUAAAGCCACCAUUAGAAGCUGGAUCCAAUCUUGAAUGUCAUACAAACCCAACUGGUAAAAGAGACUGGAAAGCAGAUGCAAGAAACAAGGUCGAUGUGGAUGUGAGAACUCCUCAGUAAUUAUCCCCAAAGUUCUUCAUUUCAAGUAACUGAAAGGUGUCGAAGAGCACCAUUUAUCUGCUUCAGAGAAAACAUGCGAAUAAAUGCUAUUUGAUUGUUGGGCA